This is a messenger RNA of Ipomoea nil (Japanese morning glory), 1965 nucleotides long. RefSeq names its product protein FAR1-RELATED SEQUENCE 5-like. Gene Ontology annotation, molecular function: zinc ion binding. The record is from RefSeq and is a predicted model, not a curated record. Lineage: Eukaryota; Viridiplantae; Streptophyta; Magnoliopsida; Solanales; Convolvulaceae. Gene Ontology annotation, biological process: regulation of DNA-templated transcription. The coding region runs from base 1 to 1965 and encodes 654 amino acids. The transcript is spliced from 6 exons.
AUGGAGGAGAUGACGGUUCGAGGAGAAGAUUCAACCGAUAUGAUUUCUGCGAUUCCAGUGAAUGAAGAUUGUGUUGGUGAUUCAAUAAGCAAUGAUCAAGCAGAGUUAAACAUUGACAUUGAUGGCUCGUCUUCAAGUCCAGUUGAUGAAGACUUGGUGGGUGUUGUAGUAAGAAAUGUUGACGAAGCUUUUGAGUUAUAUAAUGGAUAUGCAUACAGAGUUGGUUUUAGUGUGAGGAAAGGCCAACAACGUUAUAAGGCAUCUACUAAGUCAAUUCAGAUGAAGAGGUUCUUCUGUGCUAAGGCUGGGUAUAAGCAGAAACCAAACAGUGGUGUUAAGCUUUAUUCAAAGAUUGAUAUGAGGACUGGAUGUGGUGCAUUUGUUCAAUUUGAUGUGGGGGGUGAUGGGAUGUGGACAGUUACAAAACACUUGAAAGAGCACAAUCACGAGUUAUGUUCAUUUGGCAAGAGUCAUCUGCUUCGGUCGCAUAGAAGAGUGGGAAACAAUCAGCUUGAAUAUUUAAAAGACAUGAAGAGUAGUGGUGUUGCAUUGGCGGAUGGUAUGAGGUUUUUGAAACAUCAGUCAGGGGGUUCUCCAUUGGUUGGCUUUACCAACCGCGAUGCUUACAAUUCGAUGGCUUCUGUGAGUUUGAAGUGUUUGGAUGGAUCUGAUUCCAAUUCUUUGAUUGAGAUAUUCAGGAGGAGGCAAUCUAAUGAGGCUGAUUUCUUUUUUGAUUUCGAAACUAUCAUGACGGAUCAAUGUUCAGCUAUGGCUGCUGGCAUUUCCAUGGUGUUUCCUACAUCACGCCACUGUCUUUGCAUAUGGCAUAUUGGUGAGAAUUCGAAGAAGCAUAUCAAGGCAUUGAGGAAUCAUAAGGAUUUGCUGGAUAUGUUCAAUUGUGUGUUGAAAUACACCGAGACUGAAGCUGAAUUUGAGGUUUACUGGACAAGGAUGGUUACAAAAUAUAGUUGUCAUAAGAAUACAUGGCUAGAGAAGCUUUAUGACUGUAGGGAGAAGUGGUGUCCAGCGUUCAACAAGGAUUAUUUCUCCGGGGGUAUUUUAUCUUCGCAAAGGAGUGAAAGCACAAAUCAUGCAAUUUCUAGGAGGCUGUCCAAGACUGCUGGUUUAUGUGAUUUUUAUUCAUCCUUUGUGAGUGUUAUAUCUGAAUGGAGAAGUAAGGAAAAUGGCGAGGAUUUCCGGUGUUCUCAAGGAGUACCCGCCAUGAUGAUGGAUCAUGUGAAACUCCUUUCACAUGCUAGAGAGUGCAAGUAUCACGUGUGGCGACCAGACAUAGAUAUCAUAAGGCAUGAAGUAACCUUUAAGGCAAUCAAUUUGGAUAUAUGCUGUAGUUGCAAGCUGUUUUCAGAAUUGGGAAUACUUUGCUGUCACUGCUUACGUAUACUUCAUGUGCACUGUGUUUCCAGUAUUCCCGAUAAAUACAUUCUAAAAAGAUGGACUAAAAAGGUUGUUGAGGGUAGAAACGUGGACAUUGCAUCUGUGUUUUAUAAUGGUGGUGUCCCUUCUUCAAUUUGGGCUGUUGAGAUUAGUAGGAAAUUUCAAAGGCUUAUUGUUUCUAGCCAAGAUAACAGUGUUGCUAGACAAUUCUGUGAUGAAGCCGUUGAGAAUGCAAGGAAAAACAUUGAAGCUGAGAUUGGGGAUGUGAACACUGAGGAGGGUGCUGUGUCUUCGUCAAGUGGUAUUGUCCAAGACCCCUCAAGCCGGAGGGGUAAAGGUGUGAGAAAUAAAAGGAGUAGUAGUGUUAUUGAGAAGAAGUACAAUGCAGCAAGGGGAAGAAAGAGUGCUGCAAACAAGCUUGCUUCAAUUACAAAGGGCUCUGUCCAAUCAUUGGUCUUGGAAAAUAUUUCAGAGAUUGCUCGUGAUGGAUAUCUUGUACAUCCAAGCACCGGGGGUUCACAAUUUGUUCAUUUUAAUAAGAAUGUAGACCACGAUGUAGCUAUAGAUUGA